AUGUUACUGUUUGUAAUUUUUCGAUUUCAUUUGAUUUUCGUGGUUGUAAGUGGAAGCCAUGGCGAAAAACGGUUGCUUCUGAACGACCCAGAUUAUGCAGCUCGAAUACAGCAACUUGAAGUUUCUAUGCAGACAUUGGUCAGUGAAAUGAAUUCAGUAAAACAACAGAAAUUUGCUACAGAAGCCAAUCUUCUUGAGGCUAACACUAAAAUUUUUCAACUCCAAUCGGCUUUAAAUUUACGAACACAGAAUGGAGCUGUUUACAUAAGAUGGGGAAAGAAAACGUGUCCUCAAACAAACGGAACACAACUGAUAUAUUCAGGUACCGUAGGUGGAGGUUGGUAUGACAGAACAAGCUCUCCGGCAGAACCAAUCUGUCUUCCUCAUGAUCCUGAUUUUGUCACAAAGGACUUCGCCUCUACUGAUUCUAGUUGGGUUUCCUCGUUGUAUGGAGCUGAGUAUGAAGUAAAUGUAGGUGGUUCAUAUACAACUCAAAAUGACGUGCCUUGCGCUGUUUGUCGUGCGACUGGCAGUAUUUCUGUGCUUAUGAUUCCGGGAAAGACAUCAUGUUAUACCGGUUGGAAAAGAGAAUACUUUGGCAGAAUGGCUGCCGGUGCUAAUUACAACAAAGCAUCCUCACAAUACACUUGCAUUGAUGAAAAUCCUGAUAUUUUGGAAGCAGGGAGUGAUAACAAGGACGGUUACCUGUUUUACCCAGUUAGAGCAGCCUGUGGGUCACUUAGGUGUCCACCGUUUCACGAUAAUGCAUUACUAACAUGUGUUGUCUGUUCAAGUUAAAAAGUGAAUUUAUAUUAGGUGUGCACACCCUGAUAAUAAAGUUUAUAAUGCUAACAUAUACAAGCAUGUCGUUAUUGUUGAUAUCUAACCAAUAUUAAAUGGAGCAAAUUG
This is a messenger RNA of Mytilus trossulus (common blue mussel), 909 nucleotides long. RefSeq names its product short-chain collagen C4-like. The coding region runs from base 1 to 798 and encodes 265 amino acids. The transcript has 3 exons. NCBI's taxonomy places the organism in Eukaryota, Metazoa, Mollusca, Bivalvia, Mytilida, Mytilidae. The record is from RefSeq and is a predicted model, not a curated record.